GCGGCGGGCCGACCUGCAGGAGGCGGCGGCGGCGGCGGCCGAGGCCGAGGGAAGAUGGCGGACGGUGUGGACCACAUAGACAUUUACGCGGAUGUGGGCGAAGAGUUCAACCAGGAAGCGGAAUAUGGUGGACAUGAUCAGAUAGAUCUGUAUGAUGAUGUCAUCUCUCCAUCUGCAAAUAAUGGUGAUGCCCCAGAAGACCGGGACUACAUGGAUACUCUUCCACCAACUGUUGGUGAUGAUGUGGGUAAAGGAGCAGCACCCAACGUUGUCUAUACUUACACUGGAAAGAGAAUUGCAUUGUAUAUUGGAAAUCUAACUUGGUGGACAACAGAUGAGGACUUAACUGAAGCAGUUCAUUCUUUGGGAGUAAAUGAUAUUUUGGAGAUAAAAUUUUUUGAAAAUCGGGCAAAUGGACAAUCCAAGGGAUUUGCCCUUGUUGGUGUUGGAUCUGAAGCAUCUUCCAAAAAGUUAAUGGAUCUUUUGCCUAAAAGAGAACUUCAUGGUCAGAAUCCUGUUGUAACUCCAUGUAAUAAACAGUUCCUGAGUCAGUUUGAAAUGCAGUCCAGGAAAACUACACAAUCAGGACAAAUGUCUGGGGAAGGUAAAGCUGGUCCUCCAGGAGGCAGUUCACGUGCAGCAUUUCCACAAGGUGGUAGAGGACGGGGCCGUUUUCCAGGGGCUGUUCCUGGUGGGGACAGAUUUCCUGGGCCAGCAGGACCAGGAGGGCCACCUCCACCUUUCCCAGGAAAUUUGAUCAAGCAUCUUGUUAAAGGAACUCGGCCUUUGUUCCUGGAAGCUAGGAUUCCAUGGCAUAUGGGGCACAGCAUAGAGGAAAUACCCAUUUUUGGCCUAAAAGCUGGACAGACUCCACCACGUCCACCUUUAGGCCCUCCAGGCCCACCUGGUCCACCAGGACCUCCACCUCCUGGUCAGGUUCUGCCACCUCCUCUAGCAGGACCUCCUAAUCGAGGAGACCGCCCUCCACCACCAGUACUUUUUCCUGGACAACCUUUUGGGCAACCUCCGUUGGGUCCUCUUCCUCCUGGGCCUCCACCUCCAGUUCCAGGCUAUGGCCCCCCUCCAGGUCCACCGCCUCCACAGCAGGGACCACCUCCACCUCCAGGCCCCUUUCCACCUCGACCACCAGGUCCACUAGGGCCUCCCCUUACACUUGCUCCUCCUCCACAUCUUCCGGGACCACCUCCAGGUGCCCCACCACCAGCUCCACAUGUGAAUCCUGCUUUUUUUCCUCCACCAACUAAUAGUGGCAUGCCAACAUCAGAUAGUCGAGGUCCACCACCAACAGACCCAUAUGGCCGACCUCCACCAUAUGAUAGGGGUGACUAUGGUCCCCCUGGGAGGGAAAUGGAUACUGCAAGAACACCACUGAGUGAAGCUGAGUUUGAAGAAAUCAUGAAUAGAAAUCGGGCAAUCUCAAGCAGUGCUAUUUCAAGAGCUGUGUCUGAUGCCAGUGCUGGUGAUUAUGGGAGUGCUAUUGAAACAUUGGUAACAGCAAUUUCUUUAAUUAAACAAUCCAAAGUAUCUGCAGAUGAUCGUUGCAAAGUUCUUAUUAGCUCUUUGCAAGAUUGCCUUCAUGGAAUUGAGUCCAAGUCCUAUGGUUCUGGAUCAAGACGUGAACGAUCAAGAGAAAGGGACCAUAGUAGAUCACGGGAAAAGAGUCGGCGUCAUAAAUCUCGGAGUAGAGAUCGCCAUGAUGAUUAUUACAGAGAGAGAAGCAGAGAGCGAGAGAGACACCGCGAUCGUGAUCGGGACCGUGACCGGGAGCGCGACCGAGAGCGAGAGUACCGUCACCGUUAGAAGCUGAAGGAAGAGGAACACCUUCCAAGACAAAACAGUCUUCAUGGGGGAAAAGUGACGCUUGUCCAGCAGUUUGCUUCUUGUGAUUGAACUGAACCUGUAAGGAUUCAUGGAUAAACUGAGCAGGAAUAGAUCUGAAUAAAGCAAAUCUGCAUAAAUGGUAACCAGUAGCUCUACUUUAUUUUUUAUGUUGCUUAACUGUUUUAUUUGAAGGAAACCUGUGUGAUUUAAAAAGUUAAUAGCUUUUGCAACUUUAUUACUGGUUAUAUAUAUUUGGCCAUUAUAAUGUGCAAGCAAUUGGAAACAAAAAAGUCAAGUAAAUGCUUGUUUUUAUAGUAGUUUGUUCUUGUUAAAAUGUUCAUAUGAUAAUGUCUGUAAACAGCACCACUUUGAUUACAAUAGAUGUAGUGUUGUAAUAAACUGUUUAAUGGGGCUGAUGUGUAAAGCUGUUCAAGUUAUUUGAUGUUUACACCUCAGGGAAAGUCUUGUGUUCAGCAAUAUCUACAGAUAAUGUUACUAUGACAACAUUUUUACUGUCCUUUAAAAAAGCAUUGCAAUAGCGUGUUUGGAUAUGCAUCAAUCUAAUCUUGGCGUUCAGUGAAUUAAACAUAACUAAUUAAGUGUCUCUUGCCCUUGAUUUUGAUAUUAGAAUAGGUGAUUACAUGGGUAUUUAAUAUUUCUAUAUUCUGCUUUUCUAGCUGUUUUUACCUAGUUAGCUUGUGAUUUUGCUGAAUGGUAUGUAAACUUGUAAAAACUGAAAUUUGACAGAUAUAGCAAUCUAGUCAAUGUGUUAGGGGUCACAGAAUUUGAGGUUGUUACAUUUUGGUAAAAAAUCAUGUAUUUGCUACAGUAGUACAGCUUAAUUACAACCCAGAUAUACAGAAACAAUUAAUUGUGAACUGCUAGCACUUAAGAGAGACUUUGAUAAUUCUGAUUUGAUGCAGUAAUUUUCUGUUUCAUGCUGAUGGUGCCAUAGGCAGUGUAAAUACAGCCAUACAGCAUGUAAAAAUGAGUAAAGAAAGCCCGAGUAUUCUACUUAAUUGAGAUUUCUGAGAGGUGUGAUGUUUACUAACAUUGGGUUGUAUUCAGUGUGAGUAAUGAGCAAUUACAGUUACACCCCGUCUUCAUGGUUCAAGGAAUUGUAUGUAUAUUCCUGUAACCUCGUUGAUUUAUGUUUGAUUAGAGCUAAUCAGCUGAAUUUUUUUCAGCCAGCUGUAAUUAAUGAAAGGCUGUACUAAAAGCAUCUGGCUGGCAUAUGUUCUGCACACUUAGCAGAAGCAGACGCUCAACUUGAUUACUUAUUUUUAUAGGAAGGUAAAAAUCAGAAUACUAAGGAAAUUUGAGAUAAAAUCCUUAAGCUAAUUUGUUUUGAAUAUAUUUUAAAGAUCUUAUUACCAAUGAGAGAUCUUUGGUGGGAUGCAUUGGCUUUUAAAGCUUGUCUAAAUUAAAGGGCAAUGCUUAAGGUAUGUAUAAUAGCUAGAGAUAAUGUGUAGCUCAAGAGAUUUGUACUUCUUCAGCUUCAUCCCUUUCUGUUUUUAAAGUACUCAAAAAUUAGUUUUAAAAUAUCCAUACCACUGCCAGUUCAUUUUAAAACAUUUUGUGAGCAGAGUAUUUUUGCAAGGGAUCAUUGGUGUUUACUAGAACUGUUGUUAGCACUCAGAAAUGAUUUUUAAGUGUUUAAUCUUGUUGAAAUGUAGUUGCCUUUUAAUUUGAGAGUUGUAUCAAAAUCUAUUUUCUUGUUUUGUGUAUAGGUAUUGUAAGUUUUUGUCAUUUCUUAGCUUUUUUAAUAGUUUAAUUACAAUACCCUAAUGUGAAGACAUUUGGACAUACAUAUGUUUACAAGGGAAAUUAGUUAAUAAUAAGAUUGAAAGGUAAGUAAAAUGUCCACAAGGAUAAAUUUUCUCUGAACAUUUUAAAAAUGGAAUCACAAAUACAUAUACUUGAAAUGAAACUGGAGAUUUUGUACUAAUUUUAAUCCUUCAUUACCUUUUAUUUCUUUUUUGUUUUUAACUCAGUUGGAACGGUUAAUUGCGCCCUUUAUGUCAUCCUUCUUUUUGCUUGGCUUAUUUCAUUAAGUGACUUUGGUUGCAGGUAGUGUGAGUGUACUAGAGUUGUUUGCUGCUGCUAGGUGAUUUUUUUUUAAGUGUUGUCAGGAAGAAAUAAAAUAACUUUUUGUGUAAUUUUGCAAAGUCUCCUACCUGAUAACACAUGAAUGUAUAGCAGUAAAAAAUUACAAACUUUGUUUUAUUUGUCAAAGCCCUUCUGUUGUUUUUGGAGCCAGUUUUAUUUGAAAACUUGUUUUUAAUGUGUAAAAACAAUCCAAAGAUACACAUCUUUGCAAAGACACCAAAAAAAAAAAAAAAAAAGAGAGAGAGAGAGAGAGAGAGAGAGAGAGAGAGAGAGAAAGAAGAAAAAAGGACUUAGGGAGAAUUUUAAGAGCUACACUUCAUAUAGUGGCAAUGAAAACAAGCUUGAGUUUAUCUUGAAUGCUAUCAUUGCCUAGUGCUGUGCAGUCACAUUCCUUAACUAGUAGUAAAGUUACAGAUAUGUGGUAAGCGCCCACAUGGUAUUUCUCCUGCAGCAGCGUUUUUGAAUUCCAUUCACUGCUUUGAGGUAAAGGAAAUACUUCUGUAGAAAGGAUUAUUUCAGUGUAAUUUAUAAAUGUUUAUGUUUUGUUAGUUUUCAUCAGCAAGAUUUUGGGUGACUUGCUAUAGCUGUUGAUCAUACUUGUUAGCUCAUUUACUGGCUCCUUUACCUAGAAUAUUCUUAAGCAGUUAACUACAAUUUGGAAAUUCACAAUAAUAUGGAGCUUAAGAUAUUAUUUUCAUUUGAUUCUCCUAUGGAGACUGUUGAUUUAGCUUUUACUAGUUUAAAGUCAGUUCUAAAAAUAAACAUGGAAGUUUUCAUGAACGUUGCAUAAUAUUUUAUGGUAAAGGGAAAAGUUGUUGGAAAGGGUAAGAGUGUCUCUUUCCCUGUGUAUUUGAAUGUGCCAAUAACCUAAGUACGUUCUGUUACAUAUAAUGAGAUGCUACUGCAAGACUCUACUGUUGGAGUGCUCUUGGCAUUUUAGUUUUGUUACCCAAAUGGUCAUUGCAUUAUUCGUGUAUCUUACAAGGUGGCCCCGAUAUUGUGUUUUAAGCUUCAUCUUGCGUUAUUUUAAGGGGAAGUUUAUGUUCUGAUUCUUUCCUGAGCACACAGUAUUGAGAUUCUUGUGAUUGCACAGAUAACUGAUUUUUAAAUUUUAUUCAUGAAGUUCAUUUUGCAUCCCAUAGCCCUCUGUAAAUGUUUCCCCCAGUUGUAUGUACUUACUAAAUGCACGCUUAUUCAUUGUACAUACUAGAAAUUUUUGUGCUAAAAUAUAUUAAGUAGGAUUUUUGUAGCAAAGCAUUCUAUUUUUAUGUUCUUAUAGUGUAUGUGUUAACAUUAAUAUUCAGUUUCAACACUGGUGUAUUUAUUUUUUAGCAACUUGACUCCUAGAAGCCUUAGACUGACUUUUAAAUAAACAUUCAACCAAAAAUUAUGAAUUUAUUGAGAUGUGGCCUUAUAUAUGGUGUUUCUGUGUUCAUAACAUGAGAUUUUUUUAAAUUUAGAUUUUAUUUAAAUAAAGAUUUAGAAUUAGUUUCACUUUAAGUCAAAAUAGAAAAUGUAUUAAGCAUCUAGGCUUCUGGGAGGAAGUUCUUAUACUCUUCUUUCUUGGCAUUAGAAAGAAGCAAUAUGAAUUUAUGAAUAUUCCAAAUAUUCAGGCCAUUGUAUUAUGUUCAUAUUGGGUUAGGUUUGUUUUAGCCCAAUGUUUCUUUAAAGUUCUAGGUUGUUGGCAUUCAUUGAACAUAUAGCUACUAUGGUUUUUGUAUGGGAUGUAUGAAUUCUUGGUUAUAUACAGGCAGAUUUCAGUGUUUUAAAGACUUCCUGCUACAUUAAUUAUAUUGUAAUGGGAGGCUUUUAAAACAUUAGGUAAAAUUUAAUUGAAGUCACACAAAUAUUGAAUGGUAUCUGUGGAUAGUAAAUACUACGAGCAUUUUUUUUCAUGUCAGAGUACCCUAAAACUCCAUGGGAGUAAAUUACAUUCAUUUCAAAUUGGACAGACCCAAAAUAUUUUAUUUUGAAGGUGCAUUUUUUUUUUUUUUGCCUCACUGUUGCUGCAUAACACUUCUCAGCAUUUCUGUAUGCACAUUAUUUUAAAAUACAGUGAUAAAUUCGUGUUUGUUUAUUUUUUUACUUUGGCAAUUAUAGUACUGAGGUGAUAUUUAAUGGGAAAUGACCCUUUGGGGGUGAAUCAUAAUGUAUUUUGAGGACUGCAACUAUAUAACAUUUAUGACUUUAGCCUUAAAAAAGGUUUAUUACUCCUUUCUUUGCAUCCCAUGGUAUAGUAGCAAAGUAGUUUACAGCCCAGCACAGCCUUACAAAGUUAUUUUACAAUUUUUUAUGGAAAACCCCUAACAACAAAAAAUUGUAUCGUAUUAUAGUACCCAUGAGUUAUUGCAUAAUCACUCUUUGUAAAUAAGUUGUCUAAUAUCAGAAGGCCAAAGAAAGUCUUGAGAUUUUAGCUAUUGAAUGUGGUGACUUCAUAAGAUUUCUGUGCAAAAGGUAAGGUGAUAAUCCAUCAAACAGGCACCCUUUUGAUGUCCAUGAAAACUAGACUUCCAUAUUAGCUUCUUUCAAAGGCUCAUUCCCAUUUUAUUAAAAUGUUUGUACUUGCAAUUUUGUGUUUAAUGUUUACUUUGUCUUUUCUUUCUUUAGCAUUUAGGUGACUGUUCAGCAGUUUGCUAUAUGGCCAUUGUUGGCCUUAAACUGCACUAGUAACAAGCAUGGUAUUUAUCUUGUAUUGAAAAUAAAAACAAAGUUUUGAUAAUA
This is a messenger RNA of Psammomys obesus (fat sand rat), 6672 nucleotides long. It is a transcript of the gene Cpsf6, whose product is annotated as cleavage and polyadenylation specific factor 6. Gene Ontology annotation, molecular function: mRNA binding. Gene Ontology annotation, cellular component: mRNA cleavage and polyadenylation specificity factor complex. The coding region runs from base 55 to 1821 and encodes 588 amino acids. Lineage: Eukaryota; Metazoa; Chordata; Mammalia; Rodentia; Muridae. Gene Ontology annotation, biological process: mRNA alternative polyadenylation. The record is from RefSeq and is a predicted model, not a curated record. The transcript is spliced from 11 exons.